Messenger RNA from Uloborus diversus, 6644 nucleotides. RefSeq names its product DNA topoisomerase 2-alpha-like (gene Top2). Lineage: Eukaryota; Metazoa; Arthropoda; Arachnida; Araneae; Uloboridae. Bases 181 to 4890 code for a protein of 1569 amino acids. The transcript has a single exon. Gene Ontology annotation, molecular function: ATP binding; DNA binding; DNA topoisomerase type II (double strand cut, ATP-hydrolyzing) activity. Gene Ontology annotation, biological process: resolution of meiotic recombination intermediates; DNA topological change; sister chromatid segregation. Gene Ontology annotation, cellular component: nucleus. The record is from RefSeq and is a predicted model, not a curated record.
GAAUUCCAUUCGAAACGGAAUUUUACCGGUGUUUUGUUAGAGAAGUGGACUGUAAAAGUAGGGUAUAAAUAUUGACAAAAUGGCUUAACAUAAAUCUAUGAAUCUAAAAUUAUUGUAACAGAUCAUAGUAGAUUAACAUAGACUUCAGCGCUGUUGAAAUUUUUAUAUUCUUCUGUAAACAUGGCGGAUCUAUCGGAUAUGAGUGAUGACUAUGAAGUUAAUGAUUUACGAAAACCACCGAAAGGUAACAAAAAGCUUUCUGUUGAAAGAAUUUAUCAAAAGAAAACACAGUUAGAGCACAUUUUGCUCAGACCGGACACAUAUAUUGGAUCAAUCGAACCUGUUACCCAAACAAUGUGGGUGAUUGAUGAAGAACAAGGAUUAGUUAACCGCGAAGUUACGUAUGUACCUGGCUUAUAUAAAAUUUUUGAUGAAAUUCUUGUUAAUGCAGCUGAUAAUAAACAAAGGGACAAAAAUAUGGAUUGUAUCAAAAUUGAAAUCAAACCUGAAAAGAAUAAAAUUUCUAUUUGGAAUAACGGCCAAGGCAUUCCGGUUGUAGAACAUAAAGAUGAAAAAAUGUAUGUUCCAUCCUUAAUUUUUGGUCAUUUACUCACUUCUUCAAACUAUAAUGAUGAUGAACGAAAGGUAACAGGUGGAAGGAAUGGGUAUGGUGCUAAGUUGUGCAAUAUAUUUAGCACCAAGUUUACAGUUGAAACAGCUGCCAAACAAUAUGGAUAUAGUUUUAAACAAACUUGGACAGAUAACAUGAGUAAAACUGAGGAUCCUAAAAUAAGCUCAUUUAAAGGCACAGAUUAUACUUGUGUAACAUUCUACCCAGAUUUAUCGAAGUUUAAGAUGACCGAGUUGGAAAAAGAUAUUGUUUCUUUGAUGACAAGAAGAGCAUAUGAUAUUGCUGGCUGUACUAAGGGCGUAAAGGUCUAUUUAAAUGACAAAAGAUUACCAGUGAAAGGAUUUAAAGAUUAUAUUGAACUGUAUAUCAAGGACAAAACAGAUGAUCAUGGAGAUCCUUUAAAAAUUGUUCAUGAAAUAGUAAAUGACCGAUGGGAAGUUGCUGUCACAAUGAGCAGUCACGGUUUCCAGCAGGUGAGUUUUGUCAACAGCAUAGCAACGACAAAAGGCGGAAGGCAUGUUGAUUAUAUAACCGAUCAGCUAACUUCGAAAAUUGCUGAGGUAGUGAAGAAAAAGAAUAAAGGAGGGAAAAAUGUUAAGCCUUUCCAGAUUAAAUCGUAUUUAUGGGUUUUCGUCAAUUGCCUCAUUGAAAAUCCCACUUUUGACUCUCAAACAAAAGAAAAUAUGACUCUGCAAGCAAAAAGCUUUGGUUCAAAAGCUCCAUUAACUGAGAAAUUCAUUAACCUUGCUCUGAAAUGUGGUGUAAUUGAAUCAAUUAUGAGUUGGGUGCAAUACAAAGCACAAACGGAGCUUUCAAAGAAGUGCAGCAGUAAAAAACAUUCAAAAUUGAAAGGUGUUCCGAAGCUCGAAGAUGCAAAUGAUGCUGGUACCAAGAAUUCAAUUGAUUGUACUUUGAUCUUAACUGAAGGAGAUUCGGCCAAAUCUUUAGCCGUGUCUGGAUUGGGAGUAGUUGGCCGCGAUAAAUAUGGUGUUUUUCCACUGAAAGGUAAAAUGUUGAAUGUUCGAGAAGCUACACAUAAACAAAUUAUUGAAAAUGCAGAAAUUAAUAAUAUAAUUAAAAUUAUGGGGUUACAGUAUAAAAAGAAGUAUGAAAGUGUUGAUGAUUUGAAAACUUUAAGAUAUGGUCGAUUGAUGAUAAUGACAGAUCAGGAUCAAGAUGGGUCUCAUAUUAAGGGUCUAUUAAUUAAUUUUAUUCAUCAUAAUUGGCCUAGUCUACUUCGUUUACCUUUUCUUGAAGAAUUUAUAACCCCUAUUGUCAAAGCUGUCAAAGGAAAGCAAGAACUUUCAUUUUACAGUCUUCCAGAAUUUGAAGAAUGGAAGAACGAGACACCUAACUGGCCAUCUUACAAAGUAAAGUACUACAAAGGUUUGGGUACCAGCUCUUCAAAAGAAGCUAAAGAGUAUUUUUCAGACAUGCAACGUCAUCGUAUUAAAUUUCAUUAUACUGGUAACGAAGAUGAUACUGCAAUACAGCUAGCUUUCAGUAAAAAGAUGGUUGACAUGAGAAAAGAAUGGCUGACUAAUGGAAUGGAGGAAAGGAAGAGAAGACGUGAAUUAGGGUUACCAGAGUUGUACUUGUAUGGCAAAGAUACUACACGAGUAUCAUACAAUGAUUUUGUGAACAAAGAAUUGAUAUUGUUUAGUAAUAUGGAUAAUGAACGAUCAAUUCCAUGUUUGGUUGACGGUUUGAAACCAGGACAGAGAAAAGUAAUGUAUACAUGUUUGAAAAGAAAUGAUAAGCGUGAGGUGAAAGUGGCUCAAUUAGCGGGAUCAGUUGCUGAACAAUCAGCAUACCAUCAUGGUGAGGCAGCAUUGACUGGUACAAUAAUCAAUUUAGCUCAGAAUUUUGUUGGAAGUAAUAACAUCAAUCUUUUGCUUCCCCUUGGACAGUUUGGUACACGGUUGCAAGGUGGUAAAGAUGCUGCCAGCCCCAGAUAUAUAUUUACUAUGUUGAGCCCUAUUACGAAGCAUAUAAUUAACAGUCUAGAUACUCCGCUUCUCAGGAACCUAUAUGAUGAUAAUUUAAAAAUAGAACCUGAAUACUACGUUCCAAUUAUACCCAUGGUUCUGGUAAAUGGGGCCGAAGGUAUUGGCACAGGAUGGAGUACCAAAAUCCCGAAUUAUAAUCCACGAGACAUUGUUAAAAAUCUGCACCGUAUGCUUGAUGGAGAAGAACCUCUUCCCAUGAUGCCAUGGUUCAAAAACUUCCGAGGCACUAUAGAGAAAUUAGAUGACCAUCAUUUUAUAAUAAGCGGAGAAAUUGGAAUUCUUGAUGACAAUCAAAUUGAAAUUACUGAACUUCCUGUACGUGUUUGGACGCAAACCUAUAAAGAAGGUGUAUUAGAAACAAUGCUACAUGGAUCUGAAAAAGAAAAAACUGACAAAAGUAGUCUUAUUACUGACUAUAAAGAAUAUCACACAGAUACUACCGUACGAUUCGUUGUCACUAUGAGUCCUGAUAAAUUGUCCCAGUUUCGUAAUCAAGGCAUCCACAGAGUGUUCAAGCUGCAAACUACCCUUACCAUUUCAAGUAUGGUUUUGUUUGACCAUUUGGGAUGUUUACGUAAAUAUGACAGUCCUAUCCAAAUAUUAAAGGAGUUUUUUGAUGUCCGUUUUGCUUUGUAUGAAAAAAGAAAGGAGUACAUGAUUGGUAUUCUUGAAGCAGAAUCUUUAAAGCUUAAAAAUCAAGCAAGAUUUAUUUUGGAAAAAAUUGAGAGCAAAAUCAUAAUUGAAAAUCGGAAAAAAAUAGACAUGAUUCGCACCCUUCAAGAAAGAGGUUAUGAUUCAGAUCCUGUGAAAGCUUGGAAAGAAUCUCAGAAAGAUUUAGAUAAAGAUGAUAAAGAAGAUAAUUCUGAUGAUGAAAGUGAAACAACAACUGGUGGACCUGAUUAUGACUAUUUACUGGGAAUGACUUUGUGGAGUUUAACAAAAGAAAAAAAAGAUGAAUUGCUCAAAAAGCGAGAUGAAAAGUUCAAAGAAUUAAAUGACCUGAAAUCUAAAUCUCCUUCUGAUUUAUGGAAAGCAGACUUAAAUGAGUUUAUGUUAGAACUUGAUCGAAUAGAAGAGCAAGAGCUUGCAGAAGAAGCUGAUGUGCCAAAAGUAAAGGCAAAAACUCAGGGAAAGAAGCGUAAAGUUGCUGAGGAAUCCAAACCAUCUGCAUUUGCAGAGAGAGUUAUCCCACAUAUUGAUGAUGAAUUUAAGAAGAAGUAUGAUAAGAAACCUAAAGUCCCUGGCGAAUCAAAACGUGGAAAAAAGAAGGAUGAUACUACUAUUAAGAAAGAAGAGGAGGAAGAUGAAGAUGAUAUUAAAAAUGUGUCCCUUGCGGAUAGAAUUAGUAGUGCCAAGAAAGAAAAAAAAGGUGGCAAAGGGAUGAAACAGUCAACUCUGAACUUUCAAACCAUUGGUAAAAAAGAAAAGAAAGAAAAAAGUAAGAGUCCAAAGAAAGGGACAAAGAAAAAUCCCUGGUCUGAUUCUGAAGAAGAUAUAUCAGACUUGUCUGAUAUGGAUGAUAAUUCUUUGGAAAAUAGAGAAGAUUACAUUCCACCAGAGAAAAGAGAACUUCCUCGUAGAAAAACUGCAAAAACUAAAUACACAUUUGAUAGUGAUGAUGAAGAUGAUGCUCAGCGCGAGAUAUCUAGUGAUGAAAACUCUCCACCACCAUCUCCUAAAGUGAAUAAACCUGAGAAAAAUAUGGAAGAAAAUCAUAAUGGGGCUUCAUCUCCUGUGCUAUCGGACAGUGAUGAUAGUUUUAGCGCUCCUACUAACUUAAAAAAUAACAAUGCUGAUAAAAAUGACUUAUUUGAUUCUUUAUUGGGUGGUAAAUCCGAUGAGCCAGUGACAGAAAAUCCAGUACCACCUAAAAAUAAAAUGUUUGAUGAUUCCGACAGUAAUUCGGAUGCAAGUCUGAAAAUUGAAAGCAAAAAGCCACCACCCAAAGCAGCUCCGAAAAAGAGGCAGAAGAAGAAUGCGUCAAGUUCAGAUGAUGACUUUGAAAUCGAAACAAAAUCUAAGAAAGCUCCUAAAAAAGCUGCUCCCAAGAAAAAAGCUGAAGAUGGUGCUAAAAAAGCUGGACCUCCAAAAAAGAAAGCUAAGAAAAAAUCUGACUCUGAUGAUGAUGAUGAUACAUUUAAACCUAUGGAUGAUAGUGACCAUAUCCCUGCAAAGCCACAAAGGGGAGGUAGGUCUAAAGCCCCUGUGAAAUUUAAUUUUGGCGAUGAUUCUUCAAGUGAUGGAUUUUAAUCUGAUUCUAUGCUUUUAUCAAUUAUCAUUUUUUUUUUAAAUACGAAAAGACAGUUAAAGCUUGGUGCUCCUAAACUAUUUAUGAAUGCUGGUUUAUAAACUGUAUAAAAAAAACAAACUAUAGAACGUAAAAGUUUUGUAUUAAAAAUUAAAUCAUUUUCAUAAAAGUUUUAAAAGACAAUGAUAAGAAAUUCAUGUGUGUUUUCUUUGCCACAGUGUGAUAAAUUUACUGACAUCAAGUAAUGUUUUAAGUAUUUGAUUUAACUGCAAACAAUAUUUUGUAUUAAUUUUGAGCAUGAAAUUAGUUCAUAUAUAUAUUUAUUAACUUUUAAAGGGCGUAAAGCAUAGCAAAUUUGGCUAUGCAUUGGCAUAGUGUUAAGCAUAGCCAAAUUGUCAAGAGAAAUUCACAUUGCUGAAAUAGUUGUUGCCAUUUUUUAUCCUCAUGUGCAUUUUAAAUUUAAAUGGAACUUUCAUGUUAAUUAUGACCUUUUCAUGGUGGAAUAUUUUAUAUUUUAAUGGCUUAAUUACUUUGCAGGUCCCCCCCCCCCCCCAUCUUAAUGUAACGUUUAGUCCUAUUAAAUGGCUAGGUUUGUUUAAAAUUAAAUUUUAAACUUCAGCAAUAUUGAUUUCAGCAUUAUUUGACUAGUUUGGUAAAAAUGUUGAACAUCUCCAAGUAUAGAAUGUAAACUUACAGAUAUUGCCGAGGUAUAAAUGACAAAUUGUUCCUUUGGCUGCAGUGUUAUCCUCGGGUAUUUAUAGGAGGGUGCUGAACUUUGCCUUCUCCAACCAAACCUUUGAUAAUGUGCUCUUUCUUUUUUUCACCUCCUAAUGAGCCCCCUGUGCCCAUAACAACAUUUGAUUAUAAAAGCAAAUUUUCCUUGAUAGGUGAAUAUUCAUGCAACCUGGGGAUAGAAAUAGUAAUAAAAAAUAAGUUAAAAUUUCAAAAAGAAAAAAACCUAAUUUUAAAUUUGAAAAUUUAUUGAUUUUUUUCAUAAAACUUUGAAAUUUUGCAGGUUUUUUCAUUUAAAUUUAUUUUACUCGAUUUGUUUUUUAAAUAAAACCUAAUGGAAAAAUUUACAAUGAAGACAUUCAUUUUGAAAUUGAUAGUUUCUACUUUGAUUUGAAUAUGAAUUUGAAAGUAGUGCAAUUUUUUACAAAACAUUGAAAGCUUUUUAAUAAUAAUGACUGUUGGAAAUUAUUUGUGGUCUGUGCGCAUUUAGUAUCCAAAGAUAAAUUGAAGAAAUUUUUCACAAUGAAAUCCUCUUGAGAAAGCUUCAUUUUGAUUUGAUUGAAGUGUCUUACCAUCAGGAAGAGCUUUCUCUCCCCUCCCUCUUUCAUUAUUAUCCAGGGAAAACAAUAGAUUGAAACAGAUUCCUUUAAAAAUGUAUAACAAACUAGGUGUUUGGAAAUUUAAAAACUUACAGUAAAUUUACAAAAUUGUUUUUUAAUUGAAUGACAAAAGCCAUCAUCUAUCUGAAAUUCUUUUAAUGAUUCAUCAUUAUUUGUUAUUUUGUACAUUUGUAUAUUGUUGCAUUUUGUAAAACACAUCACUUUCCAGUGUACGAAGGCAUAUGAAUGUGGUAUAUUGUGAUUAUGGUGAUAAAAUCUCUUGUUUUCUUUCUAUUGUAGUUCAAGAUGUGUAAGUAGUUUGCAUAGUAAAAAAUAACAAAGCAUAGAAUAUUCAUUUUCAUAAGGUUCAUUCAUCAGCAUUUUCAAUUCUUUGAGCAAUUGUUUUAUGUUACAUUGUCAUAAGU